UCAAGAUGGCGGUCGCGGCUUGGCUGACGCUCUGCGGGGCGACGGCGCUGCUGCUCUUGCUCCUGUUGCUGUGGCAACGCGGGAGGCCUACUGGCGGCGCGGGCCGGGUGGCGGUAGUGGUGCUGGGCGACCUGGGCCGCAGCCCCCGCAUGCAGUACCACGCCCUGUCGCUGGCCCGGCGCGGCCGCCGCGUCGCCUUCCUCGGCUUCGCGGGCACGAAGCCGCACAGCAAGAUUAUAAGUAAUGGAAACAUACAGAUCGUUCACAUUGCUGAGCUCAAGAUCUGGCAAGUUGGGCCCAAGGUUUUCCAGUAUAUUGCAAAAGUGAUUUUGCAAAGUAUCCAGCUGUUGUAUACAAUGCUGACGAUAGCAAAGCCAGGCUAUGUGCUUCUCCAGAAUCCUCCAGGUCUGCCCAGUAUAGCGGUCAUCUGGGCGUUUUGUCUUCUGCGAAACAGCAAGCUAAUAAUUGAUUGGCACAACUACGGGUAUACUAUAAUGAGCCUGACCCAUGGAAAGAGACACCCUAUCGUUCGGAUUGCUAAAUGGUAUGAAGAAUUCUUUGGCCGUCUGUCUGACUAUAACAUUUGUGUGACUAAUGCAAUGCAAGAGGAUCUUCAGGUGAAUUGUAACAUCAGAGCAAUAACCCUCUACGACAAGCCAGCUUCUUUCUUUAAGGAAACACCUUUGAGCGACCAGCACCGGUUGUUCAUGAAACUCGCCGAAGACUAUGCUCCAUUUAAAGCCCAGCUUGUAGCAGAGUCCAUCCCCCCAGGUGAUGUUGAACAAUCUGCUUUUACACAACUUGACAUCAGAAGUGGAAAUGUGACGCACCGUACGGGCCGGCCAGCCCUUCUCAUCAGCAGCACAAGCUGGACAGAAGAUGAAGAUUUUUCCAUCCUGUUAAAAGCUUUAGAAGACUAUGAACACUAUCUCAGUGAAGGAGCAAAACUUCCUCCUCUAGUGUGUGUGAUAACAGGCAAAGGGCCUCAGAAGGAGUAUUACAACAAACUGAUUGCAGCACUGCAUUUCAGGCAUAUCCAGAUUUGUACACCCUGGCUGGAAGCGGAGGACUACCCCCGUCUGCUCGGCUCAGCGGAUUUAGGCGUUUGUCUCCACAAAUCCUCCAGCGGCUUAGAUCUACCCAUGAAGGUGGUGGACAUGUUCGGCUGCUGCCUGCCUGUGUGCGCAGUGCAUUUCCAGUGUUUACAUGAACUUGUGAAGCAGGAAGUAAAUGGCUUGACGUUCAGGGACUCGAGUGAACUGGCAGAGCAGCUGAAGAUGCUUUUCUGGGAAUUUCCCAGGGUGGAAGGCAAGCUUGGUGAAUUCCGAAGAAAUCUCCGCACAGCCAAACAGCAGCGGUGGGAUGAAAGCUGGGAACAGACAGUAUUUCCUCUGUUUAGCAGUGGUUUAGCUGAUUAGACGUAGAAGUUAAUUUAUGACUAGGGCAUUCCCAAAUUUUGUAACCCACCGAGAGUGUUUAUGAAUUAAAAAUUCUUUCUUUAAAAAAGAAAAAAAAAGUGUUCUAUGGUGAAUAAAACUGUACCUGGAGUUUGGUCACAGGCACACACA
Elgaria multicarinata webbii is the source of this 1568-nucleotide messenger RNA. It is a transcript of the gene ALG1, whose product is annotated as ALG1 chitobiosyldiphosphodolichol beta-mannosyltransferase. Gene Ontology annotation, molecular function: mannosyltransferase activity. The coding region runs from base 6 to 1418 and encodes 470 amino acids. NCBI's taxonomy places the organism in Eukaryota, Metazoa, Chordata, Lepidosauria, Squamata, Anguidae. The record is from RefSeq and is a predicted model, not a curated record. Gene Ontology annotation, cellular component: endoplasmic reticulum. The transcript has 13 exons.